AUGAUAACAGUGGAGAAGCGCCGUAGCGACACGUGAACACAGUGGACACUUGGACAGCGUGGGAUGGGACGCUGCAGCGGUUUUUCCAUAAAUCACUUUUCUUUUGCCCCAUCGUUUCCUCGAUUCUCUCUCUCUCUCUCUCUCUCUCUCUCUCUUUGUAUCCAACAGUUGAAAAGGAGAUUCUUUUCUUAUUUACAAACAUUUGAGUUUUAUGGUUUAAGUUUGAGAAAGUUUAGAGAAAGAGAUGAAGCGCUUCUACUAGUGGUUGGAUUGUUGGUGACAAGGAUUCUGGACCAGAGAUUGCCUCUUUGCUGUUCGAGUAAUUUCGCCACUAACCGCUAUCUAAACUGCUCUUUGCUAUCAACAAAAAAGCACGCAAUGCCUGGAGCAACCGAACCCGAGAAUGCCGAUGGAGCCUCCGUUAAAGUCGGUGCAACGGGCACCGUUAGCUCGCUAAUGUCACGAGAAUUGAAUUCCACGAAAAAUUCACCUCAGCCAUCUCCUUCUUCAUCAAGGAGAAGGCAUCAAUCUGCCCCAGUUUCAGUACCAUGCGGCGCCAGCCCCAGAAAAGCAAUCCAACGAAAAGCCUCACAAGAUGACUCUCCAGGAAGCCGCAGCCGCAGCCGCAGCAGCAGCAGCAGUAGCAGUGCCAGAAGCAGUAAUGGAAGUACUUCUCAAAGAAACAGCAGUGCCCAGAAUAAUGGAAACCGAGUCCCAAUACUACGUUCUAACGAUAUUCUUGCUGAUAGAAAUCCUAACGUAGACAAAGCAGAAAAGAAAGGACAUGCUUACAUUGUCGAAGUUGUAGACCUUAAGUGCAACAAUCCGAUGAGUAGCCGACUUAAGAAGCUCGGCUUCUCUAAGCUCUCCGAAUCCAUUGCUUAGUCCUGAGACAACUCCUUCCCCUCUGUUCUCAAGUUUCU
Ananas comosus (pineapple) is the source of this 923-nucleotide messenger RNA. RefSeq lists its product as uncharacterized. NCBI's taxonomy places the organism in Eukaryota, Viridiplantae, Streptophyta, Magnoliopsida, Poales, Bromeliaceae. The coding region runs from base 64 to 885 and encodes 273 amino acids. The transcript is spliced from 3 exons. The record is from RefSeq and is a predicted model, not a curated record.